GUUCCCCGUUACAGUUUUCCGAUCUUCCUUUUCAUCGUUAUUCUUCUGGGAAUGAUGAUCAUUUCGACAAUAAUUGGAAAUGUGUUCGUCAUAGCCGCGAUCUUAAUGGAGAAAAGUCUUCAAGGUGUUUCGAAUUAUUUGAUAUUGUCUCUCGCUGUUACUGAUUUAAUGGUAGCAGUUCUUGUGAUGCCGAUAAGCCUCGUGAACCAAGUAAGUAUAUUCUGGUAUCUUGGAGCCCAUUUGUGUGAUAUGUGGAUUUGUUUCGAUGUUUUGUGCUGUACUGCAUCCAUACUUCAUCUCGUGGCUAUUUCGCUUGACCGGUUCUGGGCUGUAUCUAAUAUAGACUAUAUAAGAAGGAGAUGUGCUAAACAGAUAUGUAUCAUGAUAGCAAUUGUUUGGAUUGUGGCGGCCAUAAUUUCCAUUCCUCCAAUAUUUGGAUGGAAAGACCCCGGAAACGACCCGGAUGUCCUAGGUGUCUGUAUGAUAAGUCAGGACCUAGCUUAUACAGUGUUUUCGACAGUUGGGGCAUUCUAUUUCCCUAUGACAUUGAUGAUUGUGUUAAAUUUGAAGAUUUACAUGGCAGCCCGGUCACGGAUUAGACGGAAACAUUUCAGUGGUAUCGCCCGACCAGUCGGUUGUCCGACAAUUACGAAGGCCGAGGCGACUACAAGAAAUAAUUCUUCAGGAAGUGAUGUCAGCCACGACGAAUACACAGUGUAUAAUGGGUCAUGUAUUAAUGAGGAAACCGCAAUGAACGUUUCUGAAACAAACGGUACCGUGACAGUAAAUGGAGGCGAACAAUACUUAGCAGUGCCAUCAGCUGUGGAUAAAGAACGGUCAAGAAAAGCGAAAGUUGAAAUGAAAAGGGAGAGAAAAGCUGCACGUGUAUUAGGGAUUAUUACUGGAUGUUUUAUAGCUUGCUGGCUGCCUUUCUUUUUCGGGGCCUUACUGGGGCCAUUUUGUGGCGAGGGCUGUUUCCUGUCAUUGGAUAUGAUGAGUACAUUCUUAUGGCUUGGGUACUUCAAUAGUUUAUUGAAUCCAAUUAUUUAUACUAUAUUUAAUCCUUCAUUUCGAACAGCCUUUCGCAAAUUAAUUUACAGAAAAUAUCGUUAUCGAAGGUAA
Molecule: messenger RNA, 1122 nt
Organism: Ylistrum balloti
Lineage: Eukaryota; Metazoa; Mollusca; Bivalvia; Pectinida; Pectinidae
Product: 5-hydroxytryptamine receptor-like
Exons: 2
Coding region: 52-1122 (356 amino acids)
Biological process (GO): adenylate cyclase-activating adrenergic receptor signaling pathway
Cellular component (GO): plasma membrane
Molecular function (GO): G protein-coupled serotonin receptor activity
Source: RefSeq, a predicted model, not a curated record